AUGUCGGAUGGUGAUCAUAUGGAUGGUAUCGAUGCCUUGGUAGAUGACCGAAUUAGAGGGGAACCAAGAAAUGCAACCGAAGAUGAGGAGAUGCGUCAUUUUGACAAACUUGAGGAAGAUGCAAAACGUGAGUUGUAUCCGGGUUGCACUGAUUAUAGUAUCUUGAAGUUUGUUAUUAAGAUGUUGAAUGUAAAAGUAAUGACUAACUUGAGUAAUAAGGGACUUGAUAUGAUGCUAGAAUUGCUGACAAAGGUUUUACCGAAAGGUAACUUGGUUCCAAGGUCAACUUAUGAAGCAAAGAAGAUAUUACGUGACUUGAGCAUGUCAUACGAGCAUAUAGAUGCAUGCAAAAAUGAUUGUGCAUUAUUUUGGAAGGAAAAUGAAAAUCUUGAUAAAUGUCCGGUGUGUGAGGUGCCUAGGUACAAAGAUACACGUACCCAAGGUAAGAAGAUUCCUCAUAAAGUAUUGCGUUACUUUCCGUUGACACCGAGAUUGAGGAGAUUGUACAUGUCAAGCCAAAGAGCUAAGGACAUGAGAUGGUAUAUAGACAAACGUGUGGACGAUGGGAUAAUGAGGCAUCCGGCUGAUAGUGAGGAGUGGAAGGAAUUUGAUUUGCAACAUCCUGAUUUUGCCCUCGAACCUCGCAAUGUAAGGUUAGGGUUGGCUACAGAUGGAUUUAAUCCUUUUGGGAAUAUGAACAAUAAUUAUAGUAUGUGGCCUGUCAUACUUAUCCCCUAUAAUUUACCGCCUUGGUUGGUUAUGAAGGAGCCAUAUUUUAUGUUGUCCUUGCUUAUUCUCGGUCCCCAUCAACCGGGGAAUGAUAUUGAUAUUUACUUGAAACCAUUGGUUGAUGAGUUGAAGGAGUUGUGGGAAGAAGGUGUAGAAACUUAUGAUGCUUAUAGUAAAGAGCAUUUUCAGAUGCGUGCAACUUUGUUGUGGACAAUACAUGACUAUCCUGGAUUUGGUAACAUAUCCGGGUGGAGGACAAAGGGUUAUCAUUCUUGUUACACUUGCAACGAUCAACCAUAUUCAGAAGCUUUGGAAAGUAAAAUUGGAUUCAUUAAUCAUCGAGCUUAUUUACCUAUGGAACAUCGUUGGAGACAUAGUCGGUUGCAUAAUGGUUUACCAGAGAAACGGAAGAGAUCUUUAGAGUUACAAGUGGGAAAGAUACAAGAGCAACUAGAUAGAAUGCCAAAUAUAAUUUUAGGAAAGCAUCCAAGUAACAAGAAGAGACAACUCAUUGGGGAGCCAAAUUGGUCAAAGGUAAGUAUUUUGUACAAGCUUCCAUACUGGAAAAAUAAGAAGCUUAAGCACAACAUUGAUGUCAUGCAUGUGGAGAAGAACAUUAGUGAGAGUACUUAUGGUACUUUGUUGGGCAUUGAGGGGAAAAAUAAGGACACUGAUAAGGCACGGAUAGACUUGCAAAAUAUGAACUUCAGGCACACGUUGCAUUUGAAACAACGUCCUGAUGGAUCAUAUGACAAGCCUCGGGCUUUCUUUUCAUUAAGCCCCAAUGAAAGAGAUGGUUUUUAUGACUUUUUGAAAUCAGUUAAGUAUCUGGAUGGCUAUGCAGCCAACAUAUCAAGGUCAGUGAAAGCAAAAAAUGGUAGAUUAUCUGGUUUGAAAAGCCACGACUGUCAUGUGCUACUACAACGAAUUCUUUCAAUUGGGUUGCGAGGGUUUGCAGAUAAAGACAUUAGUAUUGUAUUGUUUGAGUUGGGCAACUUCUUCCAAGACUUAUGCUCAAGGACCCUAAAGCGGAGUGAAUUGGAGAAACUAGAAGAACGUAUAGUUCUUAUACUAUGCAAGCUUGAGAGGUUCUUGCCUCCAGCAUUCUUUGAUGUUAUGGUCCACCUUGCUGUUCACUUGCCUAGAGAAGCAAUUCUAGGAGGCUCGGUACAAUAUCGGUGGAUGUAUCCAAUUGAAAGGUAA
Messenger RNA from Quercus robur (English oak), 1932 nucleotides. RefSeq lists its product as uncharacterized. The transcript has a single exon. The coding region runs from base 1 to 1932 and encodes 643 amino acids. The record is from RefSeq and is a predicted model, not a curated record. Lineage: Eukaryota; Viridiplantae; Streptophyta; Magnoliopsida; Fagales; Fagaceae.